Molecule: messenger RNA, 2098 nt
Organism: Dendronephthya gigantea
Lineage: Eukaryota; Metazoa; Cnidaria; Anthozoa; Malacalcyonacea; Nephtheidae
Exons: 8
Coding region: 260-1492 (410 amino acids)
Source: RefSeq, a predicted model, not a curated record
UUACUUUAAAACUUAGCAAACGUCAAACUCGUUUAGAACUAUUAGAAAGCAGACAUCAGGCAGAAUACCAAAUGCAUGAAAGCGUUCUGGCGCUGCUGUCGUCAUUGAGGGGGAAAAAUUUUCGCGCUUUGAUGAAAACUUGUUGGCUAAAUUGCAGUUUAAUGUGCGUUAAAGAAUUAAAUUAAAGAUAAACGCCUUCAAGGAAGAUAAAAGCCUGAGAUGAUCUGAUAUUUCUUUCAUGUAACAGGAAGCUGUCUUAAUGGCGUUUGGUUUGACUCUUUGUCUUUUGGUAGUGGUCGUUAAAGGAUGUGUUGGCAACAACAAUACUACUGCGUGGAAUAAUAGUAGGACAUAUUCUUCAACAACAACUCUUCAUGGAUCAUCACGUACGGCUUCGGUUGCACUCGUCCCUCCAAGUACUUUGAUAAUCUUUAUGAAUACGUCAGCACUAUUAUUACCAACGACAACUUCCCUUUCCUCCCCAUAUAUCAAGCCUAAUCUCUCCGUGGUACCAUCUGUGGGGUCAUUCCUGACAUCAUCUGUGCGAUCAUAUGUGGUAUCAUCUGUGGUAUCGUCUGUGGUAUCAUCUGUGGUAUCAUCUGUGGUAUCAUCACCUGUAUUAUUGCCUAGGGGAUCGUCCAUGAUAUCCGCAUCUGCGCGAAUGUCUUCUUCCAAUAUCCAGAUGUCUAUUGACUCUGGCACAAUAAAAAGAUAUUUUGCGAAUGGAAGCACGAGCAUCCUAACUUUAACUCCAUCCACGUUUGACGGUUCAUCCGUGUGGGCGAAUUCCUCGUUUAGUUUGAAGGCGUCGUCAAGAACAUUGAUUGUUAAUCAUCGUGAAUCAUCAACUGUGCAACUUUCCUCCAGCAACGUUGUUCCACCGCAUGGACCAAAUAACAUAUUUAUGGUUGAAAUAGUAAUUCAAAAUAUGAACUUCAGCUCUGAACACCAAAACAAAAGCUCGUCUGGGUUUAAGAAUGCAUCUUCAAUCAUAAGCACUUCGAUUGAUUCAACAAUGAAAGACGACAUAAAUUACAAAGGAUGUAAAGUUGUUAAGAUAAGUCCGAGCAGCCGUAAAGUAACAAUGGAGAUUACCAUGGGACCGGCCUCAAGUAGUGACGCAGAGACGUCGUUGGCGAAGCUUAAAACUGCUGUAAAAACAGGACGCGUGGGCUCUUUAGAUGUCGAUCCCAAUCACUUCAAAGCAUGGACUAAAGAAAAUCCUACAGAAAAACGCGAACGUCUUCUACCUGGUCAGCUCGCAGGUGUUGCCCUGAUAUUAUUUAUCCUAGUAGUACUCCUCUUAAUCAUAUGCCUGGGGAAUUUUGCCGAUGAACCUACGUUUAAUGAGCGAGAGCUCUUCACGGAAGAGUUCAGUAUGGAGAAUGUAGAGAGUGUAAGGGAUAAUAGGGGACAGCAAGAGGAUGAAGAGUGGAAAUUUGAUCCCUUGUUUGCGUGGUCACCAAGGAAGUCAUUCGACUCUAAACUCUAGAAACGAUAAAUAGGUUGCUUUAGUUUAUAGUUUUUAUAAAAUGUAAUGAAAUUUCAAAUGAGGCGUAGCAAUGAUGUCAUAAUAAUAAAGUCGUGAUUGUAUUGUAACGUUAUAAGAGGACGGUUAUAUCAACCAGGUUAUGGUCUAGAUUUUGAUAGAGCAUUAGGGAACUAUGAAUUCCACGUAGGCACAUACUACAUAUAGGCCUAAUUUUUUUGGUUUAUAGCUUAUGUAUAGGGUUAAAUAUUCGUUAGCGUCGAGAGAGGAUGGGGAAUUGGCUUUUUUACUAGAGGAACUUUCAUAGGAGGCAGUGCCCUGCAGCCAAGAAAUUUUAAGAAAAUGUUUCCUCGACCAGUUUACUGAAAGAGAUUUGAGACUGUGGAAAUGCCAUUGGCGACUAUUUAAAAACUUUUUUCUUCGUGUUUCAUAAGGCUUCAAAUUAACGCCACAGUAACAUUUCAAGCACCGAACUGAAAUAUUUCUCUGCGACCUGCCCCACCUCUCGACGUACUGUAAAUAUUGGUAAUAAAUAUUGCCUUUUGCAGUUAUUGCACUAUUUGUCUUCGUUGAAUUUCUCAUAUGCCGCAAAUAAAAAGAGUUUUCACA